This is a messenger RNA of Siniperca chuatsi (mandarin fish), 4595 nucleotides long. It is a transcript of the gene cacnb3b, whose product is annotated as calcium channel, voltage-dependent, beta 3b. Gene Ontology annotation, cellular component: voltage-gated calcium channel complex. Bases 337 to 1503 code for a protein of 388 amino acids. Gene Ontology annotation, molecular function: high voltage-gated calcium channel activity; protein binding. The transcript has 14 exons. Gene Ontology annotation, biological process: chemical synaptic transmission; regulation of voltage-gated calcium channel activity; calcium ion transmembrane transport. The record is from RefSeq and is a predicted model, not a curated record. NCBI's taxonomy places the organism in Eukaryota, Metazoa, Chordata, Actinopteri, Centrarchiformes, Sinipercidae.
CUCGGAGACUGGGGUAGUGUGAAAAGUGCAGGUUUUGCAUAAUUUAUCAAGAAAGCUGUUAUCUAUCCACCCGUGUGUCCGUGCGUGUGGCUUUGUGUACAGUCAUUGAUCAUGCCGCGAACCCCCAAACUAGAGAUUUUACAGCGCAGAUGCUGCCGGAGCUUCACAUCCAAAUGAAGCGUUCAGCGGCAGCCGAGCCGUUUUCUCGUGUUGUGAAAAUGUUUGGACGAGGCGCGGUGCUCUGCCUUUAGCUGAUGCCUUUACUGUGAAAACUGUGGCUUCUUUUUUUUUCACCCCAAGUUGGCCAGAGGUGACCAAGAUCCCCGUUAACUGCGGAUGUCCCUGACAAACUCAAGCGUCUUCCUGCUUAACGAGGGUUCAGCCGAUUCCUACACUAGUCGACCCUCGGAUUCCGACCUGUCCCUGGAGGAGGACCAGGAGGCGUCUCGGCGUGAAGCCGAGCGCCAGGCUCAGCUGCAGCUAGAGAGAGCCAAGUCUAAACCAGUAGCAUUUGCAGUGAAAACCAAUGUAAGUUACUGUGGAGCCCUUGAUGAAGAUUGUCCUGUCCAAGGUGCCGCUAUUAAUUUUGAAACCAAAGACUUUCUGCACAUAAAAGAGAAAUACAACAAUGAUUGGUGGAUUGGUCGGCUGGUGAAGGAAGGGGCAGACAUCACUUUCAUCCCGAGCCCAGUCAAACUGGAGGCCAUGAGGAUAAAACAAGAGCAGAAAGCAGCAGCAAGGAAAGGAGGGAAUGCUUCUUCCGGAGGCUGGAGGUCCACCCCGCCAUCUGCAGCCAAACAGAAGCAGAAACAGACUGAACAUGUUCCUCCAUAUGAUGUGGUCCCUUCCAUGCGGCCAGUGGUGCUGGUGGGCCCUUCGCUGAAAGGCUAUGAGGUAACAGACAUGAUGCAGAAAGCCUUGUUUGACUUCCUAAAGCACAGAUUUGAUGGCAGGAUCUCUAUUACACGGGUGACUGCUGAUCUGUCACUGGCGAAGCGCUCGGUGCUGAACAAGAAGGCCAUAAUGGAGAGAUCCAACACACGCUCCAGUCUGGCUGAGGUCCAGAGUGAGAUAGAGAGGAUCUUUGAGCUGGCCAAGUCUCUGCAGCUGGUCGUUCUGGAUGCAGACACCAUCAACCACCCAGCACAGCUCCUCAAAACUUCUCUGGCUCCCAUCAUUGUCUACGUCAAAGUCUCCUCGCCUAAAGUUCUUCAGAGGCUGAUCAAAUCUCGAGGGAAAUCACAAAGCAAACACCUCAACGUCCAGAUGAUGGCAGGGGACAAGCUGGCUCAAUGUCCACCUGAGAUGUUUGAUGUCAUCCUGGACGAGAAUCAGCUGGAAGAUGCAUGUGAACACCUUGCGGAGUACCUGGAAAUUUACUGGCGUGCUACGCAUCUCCCCUGUUCUGCCCCUAUUAACCCCUUACUGGACCAAAGCGUGAUCACCCCACCCUCAGCUAACUCCAGCCAACAGUUUUCUGAAACUCAAGAGUUGAUAGAAUGAUUACUACCACAGACAUAGGAGCAGCCUGUGCUGUUGGCUGGGGUCAAACUAGGAGGUCAUAGAGCACAGGGACCAGGGCACCACCAGGGGGCAGCAGCAGCCCUCAUCUCUCCAAAGCCAGCCACCACCUUCUCUGGCCACACCUGGAGCGAAGAAGAGAACAAGAGCAGAGUCCCACGAGAGAGAAAGAGCAGGAGGCUGGUGAGCUGCAGGAAGAGGAGCUGGAGGAGGAGGAAGAUUUGAGCAGUGCCGCAACAGACAGAGGAGCCUCCACCUCACUGCUGCCCCUUCCGCAAGAGCUCCCUGCUCCCACCGCCACGCGACAACUCAGGGCCGCUUUCUACAGCUGCACGCCUACUGGUAACAAAAACCAGUACAGGAGUGCAGUCACUGCACGCCACCUUCCCUCACCCUCCCUCCCACCCUGACCUUGUUCCCAACUCAUACUGGAAGUCACAUCCCCCACCUGGCAAAGCUGAGCCAGUCCGUGUGUGAUCAGACACCCAGAAAUGGCUGUCUCAGACACAGAUAGGCUAAUUCAGCUCUCGUUGUAGACAGAUUACACACCUGUGAAGUCAGAGUAUGUAGCAUAGCAACGCUAUCAGUGUAACACAAAAUACAAACAUGAAUAGCUUCCCGUUGUAGGGUUCCCAGGGAUUCCUCUGAUAAACCUGGGUUCCCCUCUGGCCAAAGUGCAGAGAGUGACAGAAAACCAAUUCUAUAUGUCUUCCAUCUCUACAGCUCUCUGUGAGCUGUCAUUCCAGUUUAACCAAAUGUUUCUUUAAAGGCACAAUUGUUCCUUUACUUGCUUUCUCUUCUUGUUUAUCCAGUAGCCUUUUUAAAUAAUCCUUUCCAUUUAUUUUUUUACAGUAACUAUCUAUAUUACUAUCUAUAAUUCAUAUCUUGGCCCUCAGUAUAGCUGAUCACAUAUCUGUACACAACAGUAAUACAAAACCCAUGCAUGACAAGCACAAAUUUACAGUCUUUAUGCAUCUUUUGUCACAGCUGUGAAUGUAUAAAUGCUGGUCUGUUGGCUUAGGAAGGAUUAUUUACAAUAACUGUGGUUUGUUUGCAGAUGGUUGGUGGCAAAUCCCAUAAUCUAACUAAAAUAAAAAUGCAGUUUGAUAUUAACCAAAAUCUGUGCUUCAAAUGUGAUUCUAAUUAAUCACAUUGAAUCAUUUCAACCAAUCAUAGUGUAUGUCAUUUGCUGCACGGUAGUAUGCAUUUUGUAUUCCAAAGAAAUAAAAAUAUUUUUUUCGGAAACAAUUCGGUCCACCCAGAAGUAUAAUUUGUAGCAUGACCAGAUAUCAGGAGAUUCACUGAUAUCUAAUACAUGUGUAGGUUACUUUAUGAAAGGUCACCAAACUUCUCUUGGCUUUAAAGUAAAACUGAAAGCUUGAGAUAAAUGUAUAGAUUAAUAACACAAUUAAAUGUUAGCUCAGCGUGUGUGCUGAAUGUAAUUCUUGGUGAUAUUAGCACAAAACAAAAACAAACAACACAGUCAAAAACAUCUCUGCAUUUUUUUUCCCAUGUCAGUGGUAUCAUUUAAAUUCCACACUGCUACUAUAGACUCCCAAUUUCUCUUUUGAUGGUAGGGUGAGUUUAGGCAUCAAUAGAGCUUCAGAAUUACUUUGCUCAGCGAAAAUGCAGUAGCUAUGCUGCGUACACUUGCACCCACCCUCUACUACACCACCGUGCUACAACACUGAGACAACUUUAUCACCCCCAAAGGGACAUUCAGGUCUCUGAGCACAGUGACAGUAAAUUAUUUCAUUAUCUUUUGGCCUAAACUAAAAUGAGCAUGUGUGCUUAUAAAUAUAUGGAGGGAGACCUCUGGUGGUAUUAUGUUAUUAUGUUAUUCUCAUAUCCACCACUUCUCAUUUCUCUGCCCAUUGCAAACAAACGGAGAGACAUACAUUAAAUAUGCAUCCACAUAAAUUAAGUAAUUAUGUACAACUUACAGUCAUAAGACUAGUUAAAUGUCUUUGCUACAAAUACCAAAAGCUUCAUCCAAACUUUGCAUAGCCACUAGUUCUCUCUUUUGUGUUGAUUUAAUCAUCUAUUUGCCUCCAUUUCAUGUCUUACAGUACUCACAAAAAUGAAUGCAUCUCAGUAAGCACUAAAAUUCUCACUUUAAUGCAUCUGCUUUUACCAUAUAGAACUAUAGAAUACAGCUAACAUACCACAUAUGUAAAUAAUCUAAUGUAUGUGCAUGACAUAUUGUAUUCCUGUUUCAUCAGAAGGGCUUUUUGGGACCAUCCUCACAUGAGCCAUUCACUCUUCAGAGUAAAUCAACACGACCUACAUAACCAGUCACAUGUAUGCAUUAUCAAGGCCUAAUUGUACAUACUGUAUAUUCAAUAUGCAGAUAUAAUUAUUAUUAUGAAAUUGCACAAAAACAAGAAAUGUUGACAGAAAGUAGAAGGGUUUUAGUCACAUUACACAAUUCUGUAUUCAACGCCUCAGAAAGCAUGUGCUUAUAUGUAUUUUCCUCUCUUUUUAGAAUGGUGCACAGCAGUUAUUUAGCACCACUGUAAAGUUAGCUUCCACUGACACCCACAUUCAUUUCUGAAGGACCAGGUUUGAGAUACAUAACUUCUACUUGAUGAAACACAGAGUGCACAGUACCUUCUUUAGAUCAGCUCUCUCUGUUUGCUUAAUUUUUAUUGCAGGAAAUUUCUACAAAAAGUGAAUUAUUCUUUGGACGUCCAAAGCACAAUUUUUUACAACUAUCAUUUCCUAUUGCGUUUCACUUGCCUAAAUUCUGUAUGCAAUACAAAGUCUAGCAUUGACGAGACACUAGCUGAGACUAUCAAGAAAUCUCCUCAGUUAUGAUGGGGUAUAAUUGCACUAUUAUCAUUUAUAUGUCUGCUUUACGAUGCAAUAAAUGCACUAAACAUUAUGCUGUACCCACUUCCAAUACUGAACAUGUUGUCUGGUCCAAUGAUGAUGUCAACAUUUCACAUGGUUUCUGACAAGUCGACAAGAUAAAUGAUAUCCAACAGUGUCUGAUGAAGAUGUGUACAGGGUGCACCUUUUGUCAAUAGCACAUUUGAAAGAGGGGGUGAAUAAAACACAACAUUUAAGUAACA